AAUAGCAGCUUCAUACUGCUUGUGAACACUCUGUGUCUCUGUCUCUGUCUCACACCGCAGCGCGAUCGGCUGGACCAGUUCCUCGUCAGACGUCACUGCUCAGCAAAAAUGAGUCCGAAGAAUGUCAUCUUUAAGAAAGCGUGCAAAGACAAGUCGGUGACAGUAUAUAUGGGGAGACGAGAUUUUGUCGAUCAUGUUGAUUUAGUGGAUCCAGUGGACGGCGUUGUGCUGAUAGACCCCGAGCUCCUUAAAGGCAAAAAAGCGUACGUCACCCUGUCCUGUACGUUCCGUUACGGGCGAGACGACAUGGAUGUGAUGGGUAUAGCCUUCCGCAGGGACAUUUACCUCUCCACCCGGCAGAUCUACCCCCCUCUACAGGACAGGGAGCAGUGCACGUUCACCAAGGCGCAGGAGAAACUGCUACGUAAACUCGGCUACAACGCAUACCCAUUUUUCUUUGAAUUCCCUGAUAAUCUGCCCUGCUCCGUGGGUCUGCAGCCGGCUCCUAACGACGCGGGCAAGCACUGUGCUGUAGAGUUCGAGGUGAAGGCCUUCAGUGCUGAGAACCUGGACGCUAAAGUCCGCAAAAGGAGUACGGUGAGUCUGAUGAUCCGUAAGGUCCAGUACGCUCCGGAGAAAUCCGGUCCCGCGCCCUCGGUCUCUAUCACCCGUGACUUCCUCAUGUCUGACAAACCUCUGCGUGUGGAGGCGAGUCUGCAUAAGCAGACGUAUUACCACGGAGAGCCAAUCAAGGUACGGGUCAACAUCAACAAUGAGUCCAACAAGAACGUAAAGAACAUUAUCCUUUCAGUCGAUCAAAUUGCCAACGUUGUUCUGUACUCCAACGACAGCUACAUGAAGUCAGUGGCCUUGGAGGACACUGGAGACACUUUGGGCGCAGGUGGCAAAAUAGAGAAGGUGUACACGAUCCUCCCCCUGCUGGCCAAGAACAAGGAAAGGCGAGGAAUCGCGCUGGAUGGAAAAAUAAAGCAUGAAGACACCAAUCUGGCCUCGUCCAGCAUAGUUAAAGAGGGCGUCCUGAAGGAGGUCUUGGGGAUCCUGGUGUCCUACAGAGUCACAGUGAAGCUCAUCAUGGGAGGCCUGGUUGGAUCUAGUGAGAUUGGGCUGGAGUUGCCGUUCCAGCUGAUGCAUCCGAAACCUGAAACAGAAAUUAGAGAAAGUGAGAUGGAUGACGACGUGGUGUUUGAAGACUUCAAGCGCUCUUUUAUGAAGGGGAUGGCGGAGGAUGAAGAAGAAGGGAACAUCUCUGCUGGGGAACCUUGAGAAAAGUUAUCGCUUUUUUCCAAAGUGGCAAAGAAUUUUAGAGCUUUUAAGUAACAGGAAGCAGAUGAAAUAGAUAUAUAGUAGGAUUUGUGUUGUUGUAUUGCAAGAAAAGUCCAUUGUAUUUAUUAUUUUGUCAUUUAAAAAAAGUUCUUUAUUACAGUAUCAUUUAAUUAAAAUAAAAUAUCUCAGGAA
Clarias gariepinus (North African catfish) is the source of this 1476-nucleotide messenger RNA. RefSeq names its product S-antigen; retina and pineal gland (arrestin) a (gene saga). The coding region runs from base 109 to 1284 and encodes 391 amino acids. Gene Ontology annotation, biological process: G protein-coupled receptor internalization; signal transduction. Gene Ontology annotation, cellular component: photoreceptor outer segment; photoreceptor inner segment. The record is from RefSeq and is a predicted model, not a curated record. Gene Ontology annotation, molecular function: G protein-coupled receptor binding. The transcript has 17 exons. Lineage: Eukaryota; Metazoa; Chordata; Actinopteri; Siluriformes; Clariidae.